Messenger RNA from Panicum virgatum (switchgrass), 1486 nucleotides. RefSeq names its product protein DMR6-LIKE OXYGENASE 1-like. Bases 104 to 1147 code for a protein of 347 amino acids. Lineage: Eukaryota; Viridiplantae; Streptophyta; Magnoliopsida; Poales; Poaceae. The transcript is spliced from 4 exons. The record is from RefSeq and is a predicted model, not a curated record.
GCGACCGGGAACGUGUAGCUAAUUAUUCACCGCAGCAGCUAGUAAAAAUUACCAGCCAUAUCCAGCUAGCCUUGUUUACCCUGCGGUAAAAGAACGUUAUAACAUGGCCCCAACCAUCGCCAAGCCUCUGCUCAGCGAUCUCGUGGCGCAGACCGGGCAGGUCCCACUGAGCCACGUCAGACCUGUGGGAGACCGCCCGGACCUCGCGAGCGUCGACAACGAGUCCGGCGCCGGGAUCCCGCUCAUCGACCUCGGGAAGCUCGACGGGCCGGAGCGCCGCACGGUGGUGGAGGCCAUCGGCAGGGCCUGCGAAUCCGACGGCUUCUUCAUGGUGACGAACCACGGGAUCCCGGCGGCGGUCGUGGAGGGGAUGCUGCGCGUGGCGCGGGAGUUCUUCCACCUGCCGGAGUCGGAGCGGCUCAAGUGCUACUCCGACGACCCCAAGAAGGCCAUCCGGCUCUCCACCAGCUUCAACGUGCGCACCGAGAAGGUCAGCAACUGGCGAGACUUCCUGCGCCUGCAUUGCUACCCGCUCCAGAGCUUCGUCGAUCAGUGGCCGUCCAACCCGCCCUCAUUCAGGCAAGUGGUGGGCACCUACGCGACGGAGGCGCGGGCGCUGGCGCUGCGGCUGCUGGAGGCCAUAUCGGAGAGCCUGGGCCUGGAGCGGAGCCACAUGGUGACGGCCAUGGGGAGGCAGGCACAGCACAUGGCGGUGAACUACUACCCGCCGUGCCCGCAGCCGGAGCUCACCUACGGGCUGCCGGGGCACAAGGACCCCAAUGCCAUCACGCUCCUGCUCCAGGACGGCGUCUCCGGCCUGCAGGUGCAGCGCGACGGCUGCUGGGUGGCCGUGAACCCCGUGCCCGACGCGCUGGUCGUCAACAUCGGCGACCAGCUUCAGGCACUGAGCAACGACCGCUACAAGAGCGUGCUCCACCGCGUGAUCGUCAACAGCGAGAGCGAGCGGAUCUCGGUGCCGACGUUCUACUGCCCGUCGCCGGACGCGGUGGUCGCGCCGGCGGAGGCGCUGGUGGACGACGGCCACCCGCUGGCCUACCGGCCGUUCACCUACCAGGAGUACUACGGCGAGUUCUGGAACAUGGGCCUCGAAUCCGCGAGCUGCCUCGACCGGUUCAGACCCGGUUGAGCGCGAUCGAGGGGAGCGCCGCGCCGGCCGCGAGCAGAGAACGUGCAGAAGGAUGCAGCGCGGCCGUCUCCCAUGUGCAAUCUGCAAUAACCGGACUCGGAUCCCCCUCGGAUACGUCCGGCUAGAUACCUACGUGGGACCUUUGGUAAAAUGUCAGAUCAAGAUUUUGGAUGCCUGCGGCGCAAGGCUUGUUGCAGUGUUUCCCUUAGAGAUCAGAAUAAGGUGUUAGGUUGACAGAUUCUUGUGUAAGGUUUGAUUCUUCCACAUUUUUUAUACGGAACACAGUACACAUACACGUACAUGUUCACGUAUACUAUAAUACACACACAUUAACAAACA